GAGGAGAUGGAGAGCGAGAAUGGUACAGUGGUGACAGAAUUCAUCCUCCUUGGUCUGACCCAGUCUCAAGAUAUUCAGCUCCUGGUCUUUGUGCUAGUUUUAAUUUUCUACCUCAUCAUCCUACCUGGAAAUUUGCUCAUCAUCCUCACCAUCAGAUUAGACCCUGGACUCACAGCUCCCCUAUACUCCUUUCUGGGCAACUUGGCCUUCCUGGAUGCAUCCUACUCCUUCAUUGUGGCUCCCAGGAUGCUGGUGGACUUCCUCUCUGAGAAGAAGGUGAUCUCCUACAGAGGCUGCAUCACUCAGCUCUUUUUCUUGCACUUCCUUGGAGGAGGGGAGGAGUUACUCCUUGUUGUGAUGGCCUUUGACCGCUACAUGGCCAUCUGUCGUCCUUUGCACUAUUCAACUGUCAUGAACCCUAGAGCCUGCUAUGUCUUGCUGUUGGCUCUGUGGCUUGGAGGCUUUGUCCACUCCAUUAUCCAGGUGGCCCUCAUCCUUCACUUGCCCUUCUGUGGCCCAAACCGACUGGAUAACUUCUUCUGUGAUGUGCCACAGGUCAUCAAGCUGGCCUGCACAGACACCUUUGUGGUGGAGCUCCUGAUGGUCUUCAACAGUGGUCUGAUGACCCUCCUGUGCUUCCUAGGGCUUCUGGCCUCCUAUGCGGUCAUCCUCUGCCGUGUACGUGGGUCCUCCUCCGAGGGGAAGAGCAAGGCCGUGUCCACAUGCACCACCCAUAUCAUCAUUAUAUUUCUUAUGUUUGGACCUGCCAUCUUCAUCUACACUCGCCCCUUCAGAGCCUUCCCAGCUGACAAGGUUGUUUCUCUCUUUCACACAGUGAUCUUUCCAUUGUUGAAUCCUGUGAUUUAUACCCUUCGCAACCAGGAAGUGAAAGCUUCCGUGAGGAGGUUGUUAAAUCAGCCUGUAGCCUAACUGAAAGAAAAAAGA
Diceros bicornis minor is the source of this 945-nucleotide messenger RNA. RefSeq names its product olfactory receptor 4N2-like. Bases 7 to 930 code for a protein of 307 amino acids. The transcript has a single exon. Gene Ontology annotation, cellular component: membrane. The record is from RefSeq and is a predicted model, not a curated record. Gene Ontology annotation, molecular function: G protein-coupled receptor activity; olfactory receptor activity. Gene Ontology annotation, biological process: G protein-coupled receptor signaling pathway. Lineage: Eukaryota; Metazoa; Chordata; Mammalia; Perissodactyla; Rhinocerotidae.